CAUCGCAACGAACAACACAAAUGCCCGGACUGUGAGAAGAUUUUCAAAUCAAGCAUGAGUUUGUUGCGGCACAAGCAGUUUCACAAAAAGUCGUAUAUUUGCCACGAGUGUGGAAAAGCAGUAAAAUCUAAAAAAAAUUUACAGCAUCAUCUGAAUAUGCACAGAGGUAUUAAGCCGUACGAGUGUGACAUAUGUCACGAGAGAUUCACUUAUCCCAAUAACGUAAUAACCCAUAAAAGGGUCCACACGGAUGAAAAGCCGUUCGCGUGCACUUUUUGUGAAAAGCGUUUCAGGCAAAAGCCCGUUCUGAACGUACACAUGAGAACUCAUACGGGCGAGAGACCUUUCAAAUGCGAGGUGUGUUGCAACUCGUUUAUAAGCAAAAAUAAGUUGAAAAGCCACAAGUGCGGCGGACCGGAUUACGGAUCAAGCGGGAAUUCUGAUAGUUAAUCAUAUAAUUCUUUAGCGAAAGUGAAUAAAACAAGAGGAAGCCGAUAUUCCGUUGGACAUCGUUGAUGAAGAUCUAGAGCCUCUUUGGACUUGUCCGGAAUGCUUCGUAAUUUUCGAUAAAAUAGAUCAAAUGUUGGACCAUCACGCACAAGUCCACGGCUCAGAAAUUUAUCCAUGCGAUGUAUGCGGCAAGGCGUACAAAAGACUAGAUUUCCUGAAGCACCAUAAACACUCCGAGCACCCCGAAGACUGCAUUUAUAGCUGUCCAGAAUGUUGUGAUAAGUUCCGAACAGAACAACGUUUAUCGUACCACAUGAAGUACUUCCAUCCCUUCCAAUGUGGCGUAUGCGGAAGCAGAUUCAAGCUUUCGAUGUUCUUAAAGGACCACGAACGAUACAAACAUUUUGUGUGUGAAGAGUGCUCCGAGACCUUUGCAACGAAAGAUCUUUUAUCUUGCCAUGUACAGCAAACUCAUGUUCGAGAACAUUAUAAAUGUUCGCAGUGCUCUACAACUUUCGCAACAGACCGCCUCCUAAGUUCCCACAUAAAGGAGUGUCCACAGUGCUCUAAAUCCUUUACAACCAAGAAUCUCUUAAAUACCCAUACAAAGAUCGUCCAAACAGACUACAUACACCGAGCUCUUUCACGCAUCAAGAAAUUAAAGCUAAAGCCCGCAUCAGAACAGGAGAAAGUGAUAGCUCAAUCGAAAAAACUCAAUCAUGAAUGUGACAUAUGCCAUAAAAAGCUCGGGAGGGCAAAUUCGUUGAGACUGCAUAAAGAAGCGAUGCAUUCCGAUAGACCCGAAUAUAACUGCGAUUUAUGCGACAAAGUAUUCAAUUCGACUAAAAGUUUGAACUCUCAUCUGACACGUAUCCAUUUGAAAAACUUCGAAUUCUGGUGCGACGUGUGCGGGCAGGGCUUCGUGACAAAUUUUGAAAUGCGCGUACAUCACAGAAGAAAGCACGACAAGAUACCGUUGCAGUGCAAUGUUUGCGAGAAGGAAUUUCUAACCAAGUAUAGCGUAAACAAACAUACGGCGGAGGAACAUGGCAACGAACAGCACAAAUGCCCGGAUUGCGAGAAGGUUUUCAAAUCGAAAAUGGCUCUGCGGAUCCACAACCGAUGCCACAGAAAAGAUACCUCGUAUGUUUGUCACGAAUGUGGUAAGCUGUUUUCAGCUUUGCCGGUGUUGAGACGUCACAUGAAUGUUAUGCAUAGAGGUAUUAAGCCGUACGAGUGUGAUAUAUGCAAUGAGAAAUUCACUGCAGCUGGCAGUUUAACAAGCCAUAAAAGGAUCCAUACAGGUGAAAAGCCUUAUGCAUGUACUUUUUGUGAGAAACGGUGUACACAACAGUCAUCAUUGACAACACAUUUGAGGGUGCACACUGGAGAGAGACCUUACAAAUGUAAAGUUUGUUUCAAGGAUUUCAUAACCAUGUCUAGGGUGAAAUGCCACAAGUGUCUUGGACCAGACUAUCGCCUAAGCAAGCAAAAAAGUGAAUGAAACAAAGAAAAUCAUUUGAUGUCGCACACUAAUGCUUUGUAUUCGAAUAUACAGCAGACGCUCGAUAAUGUAAACUAAUUUAAUCCAAGUGUGGUUCACAUUAUCGAAAUGUUUACAUUGCGAACGUAAUUUAUAUAUUUGAUUUAUUAAAAGAAACGUUUAAUACAUACUAUUUAUAACAAAAUGAACAAAUAUUCUAACAGCGAUAAGUAUUUUUUUAAUUAGAAGAAAAAUAAUUAACAAUUUUUGUCUGCG
Molecule: messenger RNA, 2209 nt
Organism: Acanthoscelides obtectus
Lineage: Eukaryota; Metazoa; Arthropoda; Insecta; Coleoptera; Chrysomelidae
Source: the annotation of a GenBank genome assembly